Molecule: messenger RNA, 1200 nt
Organism: Jatropha curcas
Lineage: Eukaryota; Viridiplantae; Streptophyta; Magnoliopsida; Malpighiales; Euphorbiaceae
Product: V-type proton ATPase subunit E
Biological process (GO): proton transmembrane transport
Cellular component (GO): proton-transporting two-sector ATPase complex, catalytic domain
Molecular function (GO): proton-transporting ATPase activity, rotational mechanism
Source: RefSeq, a predicted model, not a curated record
AGGAUCGGUAAUCUGUUGAUGCCAUAUAGAAAUUUCCUUCUUUCAUCAUCAUCUUCUUCUUCUGUCGACUCUCCUCUUGCCAUCACACGCUCAGUCUCUUUCUCUCUGAGACAAAAUCUCUUCAUCUCUAAACCCCUAUUUUCCUUAUCUGAUCAAUCGACAAUCGGCGAAAAUGAACGACGCAGAUGUCUCCAAGCAGAUCCAGCAGAUGGUCAGAUUUAUCCGCCAGGAAGCCGAAGAGAAAGCCAAUGAGAUCUCCGUUUCUGCUGAAGAAGAAUUCAAUAUUGAGAAGUUGCAGCUGGUAGAGGCAGAGAAGAAGAAGAUCAGGCAGGAGUAUGAGCGUAAAGAGAAGCAAGUUGAAGUUCGAAAGAAGAUUGAGUACUCCAUGCAGCUUAAUGCUUCUCGAAUUAAAGUUCUUCAAGCCCAAGAUGAUGUGGUUAAUGGCAUGAAAGAGGCAGCAGCAAAGGAUCUUCUGAAUGUGAGCCGUGAUCAUCAUGUGUACAAAAAGCUUCUGAAAGAUCUGAUAGUUCAGAGUUUGCUUAGAUUGAAAGAGCCUUCUGUCUUGUUGCGUUGCCGGAAGGACGACCUGCUUUUGGUGGAGUCUGUCCUCGAUUCAGCCAGGCAGGAAUAUGCAGGAAAAGUAAAUGUUCAUGCUCCAGAAAUCAUAGUUGACAAUCAUGUCUAUCUUCCACCUGCUCCAAGCCAUCAUAAUGCCCAUGGUCCUUACUGUUCUGGUGGUGUGGUGCUGGCUUCUCGAGAUGGGAAAAUUGUGUUUGAGAAUACUCUUGAUGCUCGCUUGGAUGUUGUCUUCCGUAACAAGCUUCCUGAGAUCCGCAAGAGGCUCUUUGGACAGGUUGUUGCAUGAUGAGUUGGCUUGAACAGUUGUCUCACCUCGGAUGAUCUAUGUCCAAUAUUUGGAGAUUAGAAUCUAUUAUAAUUUCCAUGGUUUCUGUAUUUAUUUUUCCCAAAAAAAAAUCUUUUGGUCAUAAUUCUUGUUUGCAGAAUAUCUUUAUUUGUGAAUUAGGCAAGCUGGUACUUGGAUAGUGCCGGUACUCGAAUUCAAUAAUAAACAGAACAUCUAAUGUUUUGGCUGAUGUCUGUUAUUAUUUGUUGUGAGUGCGUGUGUUGCUGCCUCUCGCACACGGCAAUUAGAUGACUCGAAUCGAACCGGCCAAUAAGAGAGUUUUGUUUUCUUAGUAA